AUGGCUGAGAAACGAAAACAACCCGGCAAGAAUCGCGGAGGCCGUCCGCGUAAGAAGAGAAUAGAAGAUGCAGUAGAUGCAACUCCGUCACCAAAGCGACACCAACGACAGGAAGUGUCUACAACUCCCUCAAAGAAAGCCACAGCAACGCCAGCACCAUCAGUCCCGGCCGAACUCCCGGUCGAAGAAACACUUCCUACCAAGAUAUCCGAUAGCCGGCCGCUCCCAACGCUUCCAAAACCGCAAGCACCGAGCUCUCUAUCUGAAUGCCAAUCAUAUGCGGAGAGUGGAAUUGUCACCGCCGCGCUACAUCGAUCAAGGACAAGAUGGCUUCACGAUUGUCUUUUCGAAAAAUAUUGGACCAAACCAUCAAAAAGGAAGAACCAGCCUCAACCUACAUUCCAAAACCCCCCAAAGGAUUCCAUGGCCAAGCUGGGACCGUGUACUAUGGUGAUUGAGCCUCACUACUUCGAUAUUAUGCUAUAUACAGCCCAUAAUACCCCUCAGAAACCCCCGAACCCCCCACCACCCGGGAAACCCAGUACCGACCCAGUGAUUCAGCUCCUCGCGAAUAGAGCUGCUACAAACCCAGAUUUAAGAGCAUUGAUGAGAAUAGUUGCGGAUAGUCAGGCAGAUCAGGAACAGCUUCGAGCAUUUCAGGCACAUAUUGACGAGAUAAACGCGAUUAUUGCCAGCAGAAACCCAAAAGAUUCACAAGCGAAGGCAGAGCCUCCAACACAGACGGUUGCAACUCCUGUUUCGGCCGAAGGAGGACAGAACCGAAUUCAUACGCCGAUUGUGUCACGUAGCCCUGCUGUAAAUUCUGGAGCAACACAUCAUCCACAGAACCAACCUCCACACUCGACUGGAUCUCCCUACCCGCCUCCUCAAGGAACAGCUCCGAUUAGAGCUAAGAAUACCCAGAAGCUACCGCCAGCUCAAAAUGGAUGUUUUCGCCCACAGUUUCCACAACCAGUUGCCCAGCCUACCAGAAUAGAUAUAAAAUCGGUCGUUUUCGAGUUUAUUUUACCUGCCGGCUCAAACAAUGGCCCAACUGGGGACCGGUAUUUGUUCCCAGAGAAUAUGAUAUUAGAUUAUUUUCCUGGGAAUACAACGGUCAUCGCAUCCUUCUUAGCUAUAAAACAAAUUGGCUCAGAAGGAUCUUCAACGGAUUCGGAUAAGAAAUUACCCUCAGGUAAGGGAAAGGGUAAGAAGGCCAAACUGGCCCAAGCUUCUGCAACGCCCACCUUAACUGAACCCUCAUCGCAAGCCCCGGUUCUACAACCAGAUACCAAGGACGACGUGAAAGAUACAGACGCUCCAGCUGGAGAUGAUUCAAAGGCUACAGAUGGCCCCAAAAGCACUGACGAGUUGCCCUCACCUUCAGGGUCUAAACCUAAAGUCAAGGAAUACUACCAGCCGGUCACACUCCGUUUACAUGCAAACAAUCCCAGGACACUAGAACCCCUAGCUCGCGUCGUAAAGCCUCCAGGGGAAGUAAGAGAUUAUAUGAACGAUGUCAUGGAUAGAAUCGAGCGGGCAGAUAUCGAAUAUCUUGCUUUCAGACUCCCACGGGAGCAACGGAGAGGGCGCGGUGCCACCGCAGGGGAUGAAUCAAGCAAAACUGUUGGCCCGAUACGAGGCAUCCCCAAGGCCAAAGGCACAGAGAGCGAAGCAGGUGUAGCCACUCCCCAGAAUGUGGAUGGGCCUUGUACCAUUAGGACCGUGAUUUCCCCCUCAUUUUGCAUUCUCGGAGCAUUCUGCAUCUUGGGUAUUAUGAAAGGCACCUGA
Messenger RNA from Microsporum canis CBS 113480, 1791 nucleotides. RefSeq lists its product as hypothetical. The transcript has 4 exons. Gene Ontology annotation, biological process: chromatin remodeling. Gene Ontology annotation, cellular component: Swr1 complex. The coding region runs from base 1 to 1791 and encodes 596 amino acids. The record is from RefSeq and is a predicted model, not a curated record. Lineage: Eukaryota; Fungi; Ascomycota; Eurotiomycetes; Onygenales; Arthrodermataceae. Gene Ontology annotation, molecular function: ATP-dependent H2AZ histone chaperone activity.